UUUACUACAUUCUGAAACCCAAGAGAGAAGACCGCAGCCUGAGAACAUACUAUUGAGGUAAUCUAGCUCUUCAUACUCUGGUCGUGAUUUCCCAUACUUCACCUGUAAAGAGUGUGCUACAAUUUUAAGUAUUUGAGAGCUCUUUCUGAUUUUUUUCAGUGAUAAUUGAAAUGGAAGAUGAUAUAUUCUCGUGCAUUGGCAAUGGAAUUCAAGUAGACCGCAAAGUACUUCAGACAUUGCAAAAGAAUUUUGUGCAAGUGCAAAACAUUUUGGAUCAAAACAGGUUGUUAAUCAAUGAGAUCAACCAAAACCAUGAAUCUACAAUCCCAGAUAACUUGACUCGAAACGUGGGUCUAAUUAGAGAGCUAAAUAACAAUAUCAGAAGAGUAGUGGAUCUCUAUGCUGAUCUCUCCAGUUCUGUGACAAUAUCUAUGGAGGCUUUCUCCGAAGGUGAAUCAACAAAUGCUAAUCAGUCAGAUGGAAGAGGCGGUCAGAAGAGAAUUAGGUCCAGUUGACUGAUCGUAUUGGAGUUCAGCUCUCUUUUCGUUGUUUCUCAGUCGAUCAGCUUUCUCUUUUUAACUAGGUUUGAGUAGAAUGGGAUGGAUACAGAGGAUUCUUGUAGCUGACCCUAUUGUUUCUCAGUGUAGGUGAAAAAUCCGUUGAUCAUUGGUAUCAGUUCUAGGCUAAUGGCCGUGACAUUUUGAAACUAAUACUCUGUGGUUAAGUGCUCCAUUGUAGCUUUUUCUAUCUGCUUAUGGAAUUGGAUUCAAAUUCUUUGUUGCGGAUUUGUAGUUUUCUCCUUGUAUAUCUAUCAGUAAAGUUUCUCAUUUUGUAUUUCA
Nicotiana tabacum (common tobacco) is the source of this 839-nucleotide messenger RNA. The record is from RefSeq and is a predicted model, not a curated record. NCBI's taxonomy places the organism in Eukaryota, Viridiplantae, Streptophyta, Magnoliopsida, Solanales, Solanaceae.